AUGUUCCAUGCCACAAUACAGACGCUCCUAUGUGACAUUAAAGAAGAAAAAGUCACAUCGCUUUUAAGCAAAGAAGUUGUUGCUAUUAAGGAAAAAAUCGAGACACAUGAUAAACUGAGUUUAUCAGAAAAGACAGAGACACAUCAUUCACCUUUCUCCGAGGCAGAUUACACACAGAUCUAUGAGGCACUGUCAACCCCUCUCCUGCCACCGUCUCAGCGAAAGUUUGAUCCACUAUUAGACAAUUUGUCUUUAUCGUUUAAUGAUACACAACGAAUCGAGACGGCCGAGCAAUUAAACAAACGAUUGCCAUCAGUCACGGAAAUAAAGACUGUUGCAAACGCAGAAAAUUCUCUGACUGUUGCUUUGAAAGUGACGGGUGUAAACAAUGUGGAAGAUUUUAAUAGGAUUUUGUGCUAUAGCAUCAUCAGUAAGCGAUACGAGGAAGUCCCGGAAAUCAUACAAUUGAUGAAUGAUGCCAAAGUAACACCUGAUAUCAAGACAUACGAUCAUCUUCUCAACUUGUACGCGAUCGUUGGUGAUGUAGAAAAGGCGAAACUAACUUUCGAACAAGUUAAUAGUGAUGGAAUGGGUCAUUCAAUUUACAGUUACGGAAACCUGAUCAGAGCAUACGUGAAAAACCUCCGAAUAGAUGAAGCUUUUGCAGUAUACGAGAGUAUAAAAAAAGCAGGAUUGCCUAUAUUUACAACACUUAUGAAAGGCUGCAUCGACAGCGGAGACGUUCCGCGCGCAUGGCGCACGUUCGAUAUAAUGCGAUUAGAAGUUUGCCAACCGGAUGAAGUUUCAUACAGUUUGAUGAUACAUGCAUGUGCAAAGACACAAGAUGCUGAGAAAGCUUUCGAUUUAUUUGAAGAAAUGACUGGAAAGGGUUUAUAUCCAACAGAGAUGCGUGAAUACGGUUAUCAACCUGACAGAAUUUCUUAUAACUCGCUAAUAUAUGCGUGUGCAAAGACGGGUGACGUCCGUCUGGCCAGGAUGCUAUUGAAACAGUUAUUAGAAGAGAACUCGACCAUUACACCUGAUGAACAAACAUUCACCAAUAUGUUCUGGACUUAUUCGGCAUACGUUGAACCGCAGGAUAAAUCACACAAAGACAGUGUGAAUGCACCAAAUGCGCUUAAAGAACAAAUAACAUUGUCGGAUGGCACCGUGUCUUUGUCAGAAAAGGCAACUUUAUCUGAAACCUCUACCGCGAGCGAGUCCACUCCGGAUAAGGGCGACGAUAAUUCUUUAGUGCAUCUGGAUGCAUAUCCCUUCCUUUCUUAUGAGCCUGUCACUGAUAAGCAAAUACUCGCUGAAGCAAGGAUGAUAUUCGAGUACGUGAAAUCUAUGACUGACAACAAUUCAAAUGGCUUGGAGAAAUCGGGUGAUGAGCAGAUCCAAUUGUCAGCUUAUCUAAUGGAUGCAUAUAUGAACAUUUUCCAUAAAAAAGGUAAAUUUAAUGAUGUUCUAUCAUUAUAUAAAGAAAAAUUGCCCGAAUUAGGCAUCCCACAAUCUGGUUGGAUAUAUUCUACUAUGCUCAAAACCUGCUAUAAGCAUCGAAGAUAUGAAGAAGCUUUGAGAGUCUGGGAGGAUUGGAAAAGUUGGUGGGGUAACAAUGACAAGACCGACCAGAUGACGAAAAUCGGACGAACGGCUGCUGUACAAUAUGAAGUUUAUCAAUGGAUGAUCAAUACUCUUGCUAGAUGCAAUGAUCUCUCCAAUGCAAUUUAUCUACUUCAAGAACUUGCAUCCAUGCAGACACCCAAGCUGGCUGAUUUUCGCGUCACAUAUCAAAUGGCUGUUCAGGCUGAAGAUGAGAAAGCUAGAAGGACUAUACUAGAUCUGUGCCCAACCAGAAAGAAGAAGGUUGAUGUAGCUCGAGACAUUUUGGCUGUAAAAUGGAAAGGCACCACUAGGGGUAGAUGGGACGUUCACGAAAAGAAGAGGGAUUAUUUAGUGAAGAGGAAUUGA
This is a messenger RNA of Paraglomus brasilianum, 1974 nucleotides long. The record is from the annotation of a GenBank genome assembly. Lineage: Eukaryota; Fungi; Glomeromycota; Glomeromycetes; Paraglomerales; Paraglomeraceae.